CUCACUCGGCGCUGAAACGAAUCCACACACGGAUCAGUGUGUCACAGUGACACUGUUUUACCGGGGAACGGGAUAUACUCUGGCGAUUUACAUUCAGUCGCACUACAGCCACCGGCAAUGCGCUGCUUUAAUUUUAACUGAAAGACGGAAUACCUGCAAACAUGACGGUGGAUUUUGAGGAAUGUAUUAAAGAUUCUCCCCGAUUCAGGGCGAAUAUUGAUGAAGUAGAGACUGAUGUGGUGGAAAUCGAAGCCAAGCUUGACAAGCUGGUGAAGCUAUGCAGUGGUAUGAUCGAAGCGGGACGGGCGUACGCCACUGCCAAUAAACUCUUCGUCAAUGGCAUUCGAGACCUGUCUCACCACUGCAAAAAAGAGGAGAUGAUCUCAGAAUGUCUUGAAAAGUGUGGCGAGAGUCUUCAGGAAAUCGUCAACUAUCACAUGAUCCUGUUCGAUCAGGCCCAGAGAUCCGUAAAGCAACAGUUGCACAGUUUUGUGAAGGAGGAUGUUCGUAAGUUUAAAGAGACGAAGAAGCAGUUUGAUAAGGUGCGGGAGGAUAUGGAGAUCGCCCAGGUGAAGAACGCGCAGGCGCCCCGCAACAAACCACACGAGGUGGAGGAGGCGACCAGCACCCUCAUCACCACCCGCAAGUGCUUCAGACACCUCGCCCUCGACUACGUACUGCAGAUCAAUGUUCUUCAGGCCAAAAAGAAAUUUGAGAUUUUGGAUUCGAUGCUGUCCUUCAUGCAGGCUCAGUAUGGGCUUUUCCACCAGGGCUUCAACCUUCUGGAUGAGAUCGACCCCUACAUGAAGAAACUGGCGGCGGAGCUGGAUCAGCUGGUUAUAGAUUCAGCAAUGGAGAAACGAGAGAUGGAGCACAAACAUGCCACCAUACAGCAAAGAACCUUGAUGCAGGACUUUGCAUACGAUGACUCUAAAGUGGAGUUCAAUGUUGACGCUCCUAACGGCGUGGUGAUGGAGGGAUACCUGUUCAAGAGGGCCAGCAACGCCUUCAAAACAUGGAACAGGCGAUGGUUUUCAAUACAGAACAGUCAACUGGUGUAUCAGAAGCGACUAAAAGACGCUUUGACUGUAGUGGUGGAGGACUUGAGACUUUGCUCUGUGAAACCAUGUGAGGACAUUGAGAGGCGGUUCUGUUUUGAAGUGGUGUCACCUACAAAGAGCUGUAUGCUGCAGGCUGAAUCGGAGAAGCUCCGUCAAGCGUGGAUUCAGGCGGUUCAGGCCAGCAUUGCUUCUGCCUACAGGGAGAUUUCUGAAAACUAUUACAUAGAGCGGCUGGACAGGACGGCGUCUCCCUCCACCAGCAGUAUCGACUCUGCCAGCGAGCCGCGGGAGCGAGUGGUUCGAGGAGACAGUAUCUUACAGCGGGUCCAAUGUCUGCCCGGGAACGAGAUCUGCUGUGACUGCGGUCAGAGUGACCCACGCUGGGCCAGCAUCAACCUCGGCAUCCUGCUCUGCAUCGAGUGCUCUGGCAUACACAGGAGUUUGGGUGUCCACUGCUCUAAAGUUCGCUCUUUAACACUCGACACAUGGGAACCAGAGCUUAUGAAGUUAAUGUGUGAGCUUGGCAACACUGUGAUCAACCAGAUUUAUGAAGGAGCAUGCGAGGAACAAGGCCUGAAGAAACCGGGCCCUAACAGCUCAAGGCAGGAGAAAGAAGCGUGGAUCAAAGCCAAAUACGUGGAGAGGAAGUUUCUGAAGAAGAUGUGCGGCUCCGAGGCGCUGCUGGAGGGAGGCCGAAAGUCACAUCACUGGAGCGUGAAGAAGUGCAGGAGACACAACAGCUCCAUCAGAGCCCCUAAAACACGCCGGAAAUACAGACACGACGCUGCCAUCAUGUCUCCAGGAAAUCUCUCCGCCGCUGCAGCAGCGGCAAAGUUUCGGAGGGAAUCUCUGUUUUGUCCUGAUGAGCUUGAUUCGCUCUUCUCUUACUUUGACACUGGAUCAGGGCCUCGCAGUCUCAGCAGUGACAGUGGACUUGGCGGCAGCACUGAUGGCAGCACUGACAUACUCGUCUUCGGCUCUGUAGUGGACAGCGUCACUGAGGAAGAGUGUGAGGACUCUGAUGAAUCCAGUGGCGAGGUUGAUAUCGAGCAGGAAGCGUCAGAUCCGGAGGACGGCCGAGAGCUUGACCCGAACACGCUGCUUCAUAAAGCGUCACGAGCCCGAAACAUGCCGGUCAUGGCAGAAGCGCUUGCACACGGAGCAGACGUCAACUCUGUCAGUGAAGAGGACGAAAGCAAGAGUCCAUUAAUACAAGCCGUCACAGGGGGCUCUCUGAUUGCCUGUGAGUUUCUGCUGCAGAACGGAGCAGAUGUGAAUCAAAGGGACAUUCGAGGACGAGGACCUCUCCAUCACGCCACAUGUCUGGGUCAUACAGGACAGGUGUGUUUGUUCCUGAAGCGAGGAGCCGGUCAGAUGGAGGUGGAUGAGGAUGGGCAGGACCCUCUCAGCAUCGCUGUCCAGGCAGCAAACGCAGACAUCGUCACAUUAUUGCGGUUAGCGCGGAUGAACGAGGAGAUGCGGGAGGCGGACGGGCCUUUAGGACAGCCAGGUCAAUACCCCAGCACCAGCCCUACAGAGCAGCAGUACAGAAAGUGUAUUCAGGAGUUUAUCUGCCUCACCAUUGACGAAUGCUAGGGGGCGCUAUUGAGCACUAGCAAGACUGUCAGGAGAACUACCUGCGAAACAUGUAGUCCUUCCAAAGGAAUAGCUUUAGCGAGGAUCAUGUGAAGUCUUCAACCUCUUACCCCACCUGACCAAUUAGUUUACAUAUAGUCUUCGUACGUACAGUGGGGAAAUAAGUAUUGAACAUGUCACCGUUUUUCUCAGAAAACAUUUUUCUAAAAGUGCUGUUAACUUGAAAUUUCCACCGGAUGUUGGUCACAGCGAAAGAAAUCCAAAGAAAACAAAACAAACUAGUUUACAAAUCAAGUUAUAAAAUGAAAUGACGCAGGGAAAAAGUAUUGAACACAUGAAGGAAGGAAGGUGUAGAAAGGCAGUGAAAGCCCAGACAGCAGCUGAAAUUUCUCAGUAGUUCUUCAGCAACACUCUGCCCUUCCCAUGUGGAAAUAAAUAUCAGCUGCUUCAGCCCAACCAGGGUGGACAUUUCAGCAAGACAAUGAUUCAAAACACAGCCAAGGAGACUCUCAGAGAAAUAAAAUCAAGCU
Danio rerio (zebrafish) is the source of this 3187-nucleotide messenger RNA. Lineage: Eukaryota; Metazoa; Chordata; Actinopteri; Cypriniformes; Danionidae. The record is from RefSeq and is a predicted model, not a curated record.